CUCUUCAGCCGUCGUUCCCUUUUUUUUUUUUUUUUUUUCUCACCAUUUAUUCUCUCUCACAUUCUUAAAACUUUCGUCUCCCAUCGUAUUCCUUCCCCACACUCCUUAAAAAAGAAAAAGAAAAAGAAAUAUCUCACUGCAAAACUCCUUAAAAAAAAAAAACUGAUUUUUCUCCAUCACCCCCAAAAAUCUCACCGCAAAUUCCCCAUGUUAACACUCAAAUAAAACCCCAGAAAAACUUUCCCAGCAAAAAUCAAGAGCAGAGGAGCAAAAACCAGAAAAUCAAGAGCAGAGGAACAAAAACCAGAAAAUCCAGCCAACUCAAGGGAAAUUAAAGGAAGAAAAGCAAUGUUUACAACUAACGAAGUACUGCCUGAAGACUUAAUUAUACAAAUUUUGCUAUGGUUGCCGGUGGUGUCUUUAUUGCGAUUCAAGUAUGUCUGUAAAUCAUGGUGUGCUCUCAUUAAUGGCCAAAACUUCAUCAAUAAGCACCUUCUCCACAACCAGACCACCUCUAACAAGAACAGGAACGCCGGUUUCCUCCUUAUCCAACGCCAAAAAUCUUCCAAUGAUCGUGUUUUCUCCAAGCUUCAAUAUGAAUCUCUUGAAAUAUUGUCAACACAAGCUGUUCCUUCACCGUAUUUUGGUAUUCCUAAGCAUAUACAAAUUAACAUAGUGAGCUCAAUUAAUGGUCUCGUUUGUCUGAAUCUUAACACUGCAAACCCAGAUAUUGUUCUAUGGAAUCCAGCAACAAAUGAAACAAAAGUUCUUCCCAAGUCCGGUAUAUCCUACCCCCAGGGUAGAACCUUAACUAGAGAUGUUGGGUUUGGUUUCGACUUCAAAACUAAUGACUACAAGGUGGUCAAACUGUUAGAAAUCUUUGACCCAGAUUCUGAAUAUCGUAUCGAUGAUAUAAAUUAUUUUUAUGCAGCUGAGGUAUAUUGCUUAAGUACUGGUUCAUGGAGAAAAGUUAGUACUUCUGCGCCCGGUUAUUUUAUGGACUCUGGUUGUUAUAAGACAUACACGAAAGGGAUGUUUUCUUGGAGUGCAAGUAUUCGUGAUGAUCUUGAUUUCUUUCCUGGCAUUUUAUCAUUUGAUAUGAGCAAUGAGGUAUUCCUAACAACAACAUUACCAGAUGGCGAUUUGGAGGAUCCCAAUGGUACUUGGAGAAUUUUUUUUGUGCUUAAUGAAUUGGUUUCUCUAGUUACUUUUGGUAAAGAUAGAGAACGAUUGGAGAAUUGUUUUUAUAUUUGGUCACUGCUUGAAUAUGGUGUUAAGGAGUCUUGGAUUAAGCUAUUCACUAUUGGACCUCUUAUGGGAAUUGAAAAGCCACUAGGAUUUUGGAAGAAUGAAAGCUUGUUUUUGAGAAAUAAUGAGGGGCAAUUGCUCUUGUAUGAUCCUUCGGCCCAAAAAAUUACUAAUCUUCAAGUUGAUGGACGACCGAUGCAGAUGAUUACUUAUGUUGAGAGCCUAAUUUCUCUUAAAGGAGGAAAUGAUCUUGAGGAACAAGGCAAUUCAUAAAAAUGAUUCAAUACUCAUCUAUAUCUCAGCAAUAAGUGUUUGCAAGCAACAUGCAUGAUUGUUUACCAUAUUUUUCUAAUAAAGUGUUAAUGUUUCCAAGUGA
This is a messenger RNA of Quercus lobata, 1624 nucleotides long. RefSeq names its product F-box protein CPR1-like. The coding region runs from base 349 to 1521 and encodes 390 amino acids. The record is from RefSeq and is a predicted model, not a curated record. NCBI's taxonomy places the organism in Eukaryota, Viridiplantae, Streptophyta, Magnoliopsida, Fagales, Fagaceae. The transcript is spliced from 2 exons. Gene Ontology annotation, molecular function: protein binding.